Pleurotus ostreatus (oyster mushroom) is the source of this 951-nucleotide messenger RNA. RefSeq names its product exosome non-catalytic core subunit rrp4 (gene RRP4). Gene Ontology annotation, biological process: exonucleolytic trimming to generate mature 3'-end of 5.8S rRNA from tricistronic rRNA transcript (SSU-rRNA, 5.8S rRNA, LSU-rRNA); TRAMP-dependent tRNA surveillance pathway; CUT catabolic process. The coding region runs from base 1 to 951 and encodes 316 amino acids. The record is from RefSeq and is a predicted model, not a curated record. Gene Ontology annotation, cellular component: cytoplasmic exosome (RNase complex); nuclear exosome (RNase complex). NCBI's taxonomy places the organism in Eukaryota, Fungi, Basidiomycota, Agaricomycetes, Agaricales, Pleurotaceae. Gene Ontology annotation, molecular function: RNA binding. The transcript is spliced from 7 exons.
AUGAUCACCUUUACCUCCUUCCCCUCUUCGCCUGGUGGAGAAUACGAUGCGGUCAGGCGCCACCGCGAAACAGACAACGAUAUGGAUGUGGAUUUCGACGACGACGACGAUUUCAGCUCUAAUAGAUUGCGGUUGACGUUACCUGGGGACUACUUGACUUCAUCCCAAGCCUUCAUGCGAGGGCAUGGAACAUAUGUUCACGAGGAUCAAGUUGUGGCUUCAGUCGCAGGAACGGUGGAACGAGUAAACAAACUUAUCACGGUUCGGGCUAUUCGCACCAGGUAUAAUCCUGAAGUUGGGGACCUUGUCGUGGGACGUAUCACCGAGGUUCAACCCCGCCGUUGGAAAGUCGAUGCCAACUCACGCCAGGAUGCCGUACUUAUGUUGUCCUCUGUGAACUUGCCAGGAGGGGUCCAGCGUCGCAAGUUGGAGAGUGACGAGCUCCAAAUGCGCAACUUCUUCGAAGAGGGCGAUCUACUCGUUGCAGAGGUUCAAGCCUUUUUUUCGGAUGGUGCCAUGUCCCUGCAUACUAGGUCACUGAAGUACGGCAAGUUACGCAACGGCCAGCUGGUUAUCAUCCCUCCGAUCUUAGUCAGGCGACUCAAGUCGCACUUCAUCACGCUACCUUGUGGUGUUGAUUUGAUUUUGGGACUGAAUGGAUAUAUCUGGGUCAGUAGACACAUCAAGGCUAGUGAUCAAGCAGGUGAAGAAGGGUUCGAUGCCGAGGCAGUGUAUUCUAAUCAAAACGAUGAUAUCGACGAACCAACACGCGGAGCAAUCGCUCGAGUUACCAAUAUAAUACAUGUGCUGGCAGCUCAUUUUGUUCCAUUGACAGAUACGAUUCUGCUGGAAGCGUACGAAUGGUCUGUUGAACAAGAAGAAGCAAAUAAAGGGCUGUUCCAGGAGGAUGUAGCGGAGGCCCUCGUUGCUUCACUGCACUCCAGAAGUUAG